GAAUGCUUCUAUAACAACAAUGAUGAUGACGUCAGUCGCUUGGCUGAGAUAAGGACCUCUAGUGGAUUGUGCGAAUGGCUGAGGGCGUCCCACCGACGCUAAGGGAUCGUGCCUGCUGAGGACUACGCUAAAUCGGGAGACCGUCUAUGCUUCUGCUGGAGCGGGGCAGACACGUAGUCCUGAGACUUUUGGCAGACCGCCACACCACAGCAGGAACCUAGGUGACGCUCAUGGACAAGAACAGUGCCACUAUGAGGACCAACAUAAUGGGUGUUCACAACGCCACUGGACUUUCUAAUACUGAAUCGCUGAGCCCGCCAGUCCGUGGUGACAUGUUCGGUUAUGCUGACCAAGAUUCACCCAUAGAUCAUCACUAUAACGCCAUCAAUAAGAAACGAGCAACUAUACAUGGCUCUCUCAACAACAGUCCGCUGAUAUCUAGGCACAGGGAGAGGGAGUAUCAAAUAUCAGCCACCCAUUCCAACAGCUCCUCCGACACCAAGAUGGGAAAGAAUUUGCUCGCCUUUGCAUACAGAAUGGCAAACCCGGACGCGGAUGAUGUGCAAGACAAGGUGUCGAGCCUCACGCCGUCGCCCGAGAAGAGAAGAAGACUCGACAUCGUGGGAUCCAGUGGCAAGACAGAACCACAAGACAGCAUCAAAGGAUCUUUGAGAAAAGCCGGGAAAACGGCCCUCAAGAAAGUCGUGAACGCUGGAUCAAAAAAGCAGAAAGGUAUCACGGGUGAGAACUCAGAUACUCAGGGAAGUUACAAUAAUAAAGCUAAGGAAGUGUCUGUAUACAAACUUCCCGGAGACAAGAGCAAAAGUGCCCCCCAUUUAAAUAACCGAUUGAAAAUGUCCUCUGCUAUCACAACUGAAAAAGAAAAAAUGUAUAAUAAAACUACAGGCACUGCAUUUACAGAAGGAUCCUUCGAUCAGUCACAACUCGAUCACGAAAGCACCUACACCAAUGGAUUUGAUCAGUCCAAGAACAUGGUUUUGCCGGCUGCGUCUGUCAUGUCUACCUCUUGCAGCAUCUGUGGCAGGAAAGCUCAAAGUGGUGUCGGUGGUAUCUGUAAAGGGUGCUGGGCUCAGUUUCAGGAGAAGGGAGUUCGGAUCGGGAACUUGGAAGAAUUCAAGCAGUUUACGAAAACUGUGAAGGAUCAGGUGUCUAGAAUUGUAGCAGUAGAACCCAGUGGCGCAGUAGGAAAAGACUACUAUAGUCAAGCCGGGAAUCAACCGUUGUUAGAUUCUGUGAGAAGGCUGGUACCCAAGAUAUUUGAGAACAAUGAAGAAAAUUGCAGCCAACAGCCUCCAUCCGAAGCAGGGCAAAACAAGCAAGAGAUGAAAACUUUGGGUUACUAUACUGAAAAAUCUCAAAAUUUGGAGAACAGCGCACCUGAAAAUCCACUCGAUAAAGUCAGCGUAAGUUCUGAAGAAAAACAAGACGAAGGCGCCCAGGCCCCGGCUGUAAACAGUCAGUACUGGAAUGAAAAUCCAGUCGAACCGACUACAGCAGAAGACAUUGCAGCUGUAACCAACACGUCUUCAGUCAAAUUCGGAGCCUUCAACGAUGACGAUGCUUCACCUCCCAAUGUUCCAGAAGAGGAGGAAGAUUUGUUCAGUGGGGGUCCGUGUGAAGGCGGAGUGUGUAUUAUGCCUAGUCGGAAAAAGGAGGAGAGUUCUGAGGACAAAAAAGUGACAACAUCUCCUACGGAAAACAGCACCGAGGCUAGCGAUCUUUGGAAAAUUGAUAUGGAUGACCGUAGCAGUGACAAGCCAACAAUGUUUUCUAAAAGCAAAACAUUUGCCUAUCCAGACAAAUCCAAUGCGGUAGACAAUAAAGAAAGAGGAAGAGACAUAAUUGAAAAAGAUGAAGCAAAACAAGCCAGUAACGUUGACCUCAAAGGUGGCUCAGUGAAAACACCAGCCCGCACCGAGCAGGACACUGCCAAGAUGAAAGUGACGAGAGCAAAAACUGAGUGGAGCAUGAAGAGACUGUGGAACAAAAACAAGGAAAGCGUUCAAGAGGAAAACUUCAAAGGGGUUGAAGGUACGAGACAAGAACAGCGCAAAGCUGUCAAGCAAGUUGAGCAUAAUACCCAGAAGCCGAAAAAUAUCAGCGAAGUGGAGCCAAACAAGGAGAACUCAAAAUUGUCGAGAAAAGCUAUGUCUCGAAUAACUAUUUCCUCUCAAAAACUUGCGAAAGAAAGGGCCCUGCAGAGAGAGAAAAACAUGAGAGGGGAAAAUCUUGAUAAUUCAAAAGUGCGCUAUCAGCCAAUGACUAUCAAGGAAAGCAAAGAUCUGGCUCUCAACAAAGAAAAGAUGGAAGAGAAGAAAAAAAUGGGCAUCUUUCGCUCCAACACCAGUUUGAGAACCAAGUCUUUUAGAAAAGAAAGCUCGAAAAGUAAGGAUGGGCUUAACAGUCGGGGAAAGACGAAUUCUCUUCUUAGCCGACGCAAAAACGACUCGAAACAGACUUUUCGGAAUUCCCUGUCCAACAAGGGCACUGUGUCAUCAAAGGGCAACACCUUAACAAGAAUGCAAGGGAUGAAGAUGAACGGAUCUUCAUCAGAGGAAGAAGACGAAGAAGAUGAUAUCUCGGAAAAACCCGAGGUGCCGUUGUAUGCCCCUACAGUUAUGGUUCCCGGACAAAAGGGCGGUUUGAAGGGUUCGGUUGGAGCGCAAUCUGGGACGUGGUCAUCUACAAAUAUCGUGAAAGCAGCACCGGCAGCGAUAACAGCAGACGAUCCCAUAACCGAGAGGCUGCAGAAAUAUGGUCUUGUUGGGGAUGACGGGAAAAGUUUCCUCAACAAAUACAAGUACGGAGAGCAAGAGCCUGAACAAAAGACACAACAAGAAACAAGUGACGAAGUUGAUAAAUCGAAAGAAAGCGCUUAUUUUGAGCAGCCAGCUUUCACGGGCGCUGUGGAGUUGGCAUUGACAAGUCUUGUUAAUGAUACACAUUAUCUACCGCCGUCCGUGCUAAGGCAGAGUGAUGCUAAUACAUUGGAUCAGUAUUUUGAAGGCAUUCAACCCGAGUCAGAAAAUUGGAAGGAGCCAGUACAAAACUCAGUAACGAACUUUUUCGGGGAGAAUGAGAGUUCUAUUUACCAUGGCGAACCGAAGCCCAUUGCGGGUUUCAAGGAAACUGGCAUUGAUAGCACUGAGUAUAUAUACACCCUAAAUCAAGUUAAUGGAACAAAAGAGAAUAAAUCCCUCGCCAGCCAACUGUUCCAAGGCAUGACGGAGAGAAGCCAGCCCGAUACCACUGUCGCUUCUGCGCUGUCUCGAGACCUCGCCCUGGGCUCGGGAGAAAGUCCCACAACAAUCCGGAGACAUUUGAUGUACUGUGAGAACGACGGAGAGUCGGGUGGUCUCUAUCAUAUUGCAAAACGCUUUACUGCAACAACCAAGUUCCAGCCUUUCUAUGAAAUGCCUGUGAACACGUACAAAGGUUUGACGAUGAGCGGAGACUUGAGCAGCAGGUCCAAUAUUAAAAGUGAAGUCCUAGACGAUCUGUCUUACACCGGGGCUUUGUUCAAUAGUCGGGAGUCCUCAAUUGACAGAACUAAUGAUAGCGAGAUUCUGAGUAAAGUCAGCAGCUCUCUCGGAUCCAGUCGCCUGUAUUUUGAAAGUGAAAGCGGAAGUGUCUCCACUUCAGAGAACACAGAUAGCAGUGACGUGUACACUGGGGAGAUUUUCCAUUUGUCAGGAAGUAGCUUCGGGACGACAGAGAGUGACGUCAUGAAGACCUCCGUGUCUGAUAUAACCGAGACCACGUCGGAAGAACUGGACAACGCUGUGCAAGCAGUCACAAGUGGAGCCGUCACUGAGGCUAUCAAAGAUGGAAGUACAAAUAACUCCACCAAACAAAACCGCCUGUACCGAAGACACAAGGCCAAGCCACCCAUAGAUUUGAUCAUAGAAAGAAGCUUAGACUCGGCGGGAGAGUUCUUCAGUAAAGCACUGGUCAGUUUUGCCAGACACCCAUUCAACUUCUCCAACAAUAGCAGUAAUUGGCUGGAUGACACCCACGGCGCUUUCGCUAUUUGUGAUGACAAUUUCAGUCAAGACCAGAUGACCUUUGCAGACGAAUUAUGCACCGACUGUGAAGGAUACACAGAUUAUCAACCAGGGGAAGCACCAAAAGCAUGGACACCUGUGGUAAAGGUUGAAGAGUCACCAAAAAUGAUUGAUUUUUCAAAAUACGAUCAAGAAGAGGUAGUGAAAGUUCCUAAAGAAACCCCAGUCUCCACAGAUCCGUGGUAUGCUGGUACAGAGAACGAUUUCCACGGUCCAGUGAAUGUCACAUGGGAUGGACGAGAGUGGCCUUCACACACGUCUUCAACUGGGAAUCCCAACGCUUCCACAAGCUACCACAAUGACAAUGAUUACACUGGCUCUAGCUCCAUUUGUCCUCAACCCAGAAAUUACAACGCCAACUCCUCAAAGUAUCAGGACGCAAACAAUAACUAUCCAAACUACGUGUUUUAUGACGAGGGCGAGAAAAACUCGAAGGAACCCCCACCCCCACCACCAAGAGGCAACGACGCUGACUAUGCCCCCAGUCUGUACGCCCGUUGUCCUGGUGGUGAGGCCUCAAAAUCGAGAGCGUCCUCUGAAGAGAAACAACGAAAACCUGUCGCACAGACCAUGAGCUACUACUUUGAUCUGGAGUCGAAUUCUGAUGAUACGGACAUGCCUGAGUACGCUGGGAUGGAAACAACUAAAAAAGAAGAAAAGAAAGUCGACAAGGCGCCGAGAGCGCCACUGUUCACCAAGGUCGGAUCUAUCACAGUUCGCAACAACGUGGAGAACGAUUUUGACUACGCCGAGAACGUGAACCGUGACCUGGCCGACGACUCUGGUGCAUGGGGCGCCACUGGUUUUGCCGAUACCGCUAUACAUGGGCACGCAGCGGACGGAAUGCCUCACGCCUUUCCGCAGGAGACAUCCCACAGUCUGCACUGCGACAUGGGGAGCUCGAAGCUCUUCAAAGAAGUCCGCCAAGCCACGUCACACAGGAGCGCUUCUGCCACCCGGAGAACCCCCGGACAGCACGAUGAUCUACAGGACGGCUUUGGACGGAGACCAGAAAUCCUUCAGAAGUGGCAGGACACACGGUCAUUGGUCAAGCAGGGUUCGAGCACCGUUUCAAGUGAUCAAAAGUCGACCCACGCAAAUAUGACAUCCAACAAAGGGGGCCCCAGGGAACUCAGACAUGAGAAUAUCGCCAACACCUCUACCCCGGGCGAUCCUAUUACUACAGGAGGUCGCAGUGAAAACGGCACACUUUGGAACACAGUGACCUGGCUACCUAGAAAAGUAGGCAGCGUUUUCAGGGGCAUAUUCUAAAAUAUCUGCUCUUCUGAAAUGAUAAUAAUCUACAACUUCAUGGACAUGCGAAUAGCUUUUAAGCUAAACCCGAGUGCGCGACUCUUGAUCUGAUACGAAAGAAGGACGUUGGACAUUGGAGAGAAACAACAACAUUUAUUGCUACUCACGAAGAACAACAGAAGAUCAAGAUGCAUGCACGAGCCCUGGGUGCGAACAGAGUCCACCUCGAUUCAAGUAUCCAAGUCUCAUCGAAACCCAUAACUGAACAAGAAGACACUCUUAGCAUUCAGCAAAAGAUGGAACAAGAAAUGUAAUUCUGUGACGCAAGUCGAAACGGGCGCAGAAGAGGAAAUCAAGCGUUUAGAAAAAAACACACCGAUUGUCUAAUUUGAUAGAUCAAAUCAAGUAGUAACAAACAUGUAUGUCCAUAUAGACUAA
Molecule: messenger RNA, 5777 nt
Organism: Aplysia californica (California sea hare)
Lineage: Eukaryota; Metazoa; Mollusca; Gastropoda; Aplysiida; Aplysiidae
Exons: 9
Coding region: 231-5357 (1708 amino acids)
Source: RefSeq, a predicted model, not a curated record